Messenger RNA from Aspergillus pseudoviridinutans, 3918 nucleotides. RefSeq lists its product as uncharacterized. The transcript is spliced from 2 exons. The record is from RefSeq and is a predicted model, not a curated record. The coding region runs from base 1 to 3918 and encodes 1305 amino acids. Gene Ontology annotation, biological process: triglyceride catabolic process. Lineage: Eukaryota; Fungi; Ascomycota; Eurotiomycetes; Eurotiales; Aspergillaceae. Gene Ontology annotation, molecular function: glucan endo-1,3-alpha-glucosidase activity; metalloendopeptidase activity; triacylglycerol lipase activity.
AUGAUCUAUUCCACAUGGCUCGCCCUCGUGGUGGCCAGUCAGGUCAUCCGCCUGGUACAUGCAAAAGCUGUAUUUGCACAUUUCAUGGUCACCAACUCCCAGAAUUACACAGCCUCUGACUGGGAGUCGGACAUGAAAUUAGCCAAAGAUGCUCAUAUUGAUGCUUUUGCCAUGAACAUGGCGUGGAAGGACAGCACCAACGACCCUUCCCUUGAGAUGGCCUUCAAUGCCGCUAAUUCCGUGGGCUUUAAGCUCUUCUUUUCAUUUGACUACGCCGGGAAUGGGCCAUGGAGCCAGGAUACAGUCAUCCACAUGAUACAGCAGUAUGGCUCCAACGGUGCUUAUUUCCAGUAUAAAGGGAAGCCUUUUGUCUCGACCUUUGAAGGUCCUCGCAAUGCAGAGGACUGGGUGAUUAUCAAGGCACAGACAGGCUGUUUCUUCAUCCCAGACUGGUCCUCUGUUGGUGCUAAGCCAGCUGCAGCAUUAGCAAAUGGUGUGGCUGAUGGACUAUUCAGCUGGUCUGCUUGGCCAUGGGGCAAUCAGACAAUGGAUACCUAUACUGAUGCUUCCUAUAUUCAAUACUUGAAAGGAAAGCCCUAUAUGAUGGCAAUCUCUCCUUGGUUCUACACCAAUCUUAUGGGUUACAACAAGAACUGGCUUUGGAAGGGUGAUAGGCUCUGGUUUGAUCGAUGGCAAGAACUCUUGGGUCUUGAUCCAAUGCCUGAAUUUGUUGAGAUUAUUUCCUGGAAUGACUACGGUGAAUCGCAUUAUAUUGGCCCGCUCUACGGGAAAGCCAUGGCUGCCUUCGACAUCGGCAAAUCAAUAUAUAACUACGCAUCGGACUAUCCCCAUGACGGUUGGCGUGAUGUCCUACCUUUCCUGAUUGAUCUUUACAAGAAUGGCCAGGCCAGUAUUGACCAUGAUACUGUGGUCUUUUGGUAUCGGCCCCACCCAGCGUCUGCUUGCUUCACUGGAGGUACGACAGUGAAUACAGCCUCCCAGCUACAGAUUGAGUUUGAGCCAGCAAGUGCUCUGGAAGAUCGUGUAUAUGUCAUGGCACUGCUAUCUAAUGGCAAUCAUGCUGUAAGGGUCUUUGCUGGGGGCGACCAUGGAUAUGUUAAAUGGGAAACACGGCCAGAUGCUGAGAUUGGAACUGGGAUCUUCUUUGGCAGUGUGCCAUUUUACCCGGGUAAGGUCGGUGUCGAGCUUUCCAGAGGUGAUAGCGAGAUUGGCAGCGCUGUAGGCCUUGAGAUAUCUAAUCGAUGUGAGGAGGGAUUUAACAACUAUAAUGCUUGGGUAGGCAGUUUCACCGGAACAGGCAUCGGCACGGAAGGGAAUACUGGGGUUGCGCUCAAAGAUCAAGCAUGUAUCCGAGGCAAAGGAGCAUAUGAUUUCAAUGAUCUAUGCAACUUUACAUGCUCUUAUGGCUACUGCCCAGUUGGAGCAUGUACCUGUGAGCAAAUGGGAGUUCCACGCACGAAGCCUAAUGCAACAGGGGUCAUUGGACACCCUGCAGAAGGCAGGGAUGCAAACUACCUGGGUCUAUGCAGCUUUGCCUGCAAUUAUGGCCACUGUCCAUCUAAGACGUGCGACACCCAGGAGCAUCCCAUGCCGGUCCCAACAGUGUCAGACUUCCUGCCUCCUGCGUGUACCGAAGGCACCGGUAAUGGCACCUCCAUUGGUUUGUGCUCCUACGCCUGCGGUUUCGGCUAUUGUCCUAUCAAUCUGUGCAAGUGCACCAAAACAGGGGCCCUUGUUGAGCCCCCUCCCCAGACCAAGGGAGCUGGCAUGGCGGCCGCCGGCAUGUCAGACGUGCUGAAUAAUCUCUGCGACUUCACCUGCAGCCGAGGGUAUUGCCCACCGGAGACAUGCAUGUACAAGGAUGAACUUGCAGUUGCGAAUAUCAAGCCGAACUUGAGGUGGGGUGGCCAGGGUGCAGCUGUCUGCGACGACACUCAAAAAAUGAUAAUUCUGUUGGAAGUCAGAUUCGCAAUUCUCAUGGCGCAAACAGCACAAGACAACUUGCAGUCGUACGGCUUCUACGAUACAUUCUUCUCGCAAGGCGUGCGAAAUCGGCCGGAUUUUGCCAAACAAGCAUCUGGCGUCUACCAGAGAGUUGCAUCGAUGCUGGAUGGCUCUUCGGGCAAUUCGGGCCCUAGCUAUGAGCUCAAGAUCACUUGUGACUUUAAUGCAGAUCCAUGUAAGAAAGCACAGAACCCGGAUGUCGCUUACAUGAACCCCGGAAAAUUCACAGUGAAUAUCUGUGACCGUUUCUUUUCGGAUCCUGGUAUUACAGCCACGACUGAUAAGUAUGCGCAUCCGCCGGCAAGCAUUAUCGAUGCACACCAUACAAGAGCAUCCGUCCUUCUUCAUGAAAUGACACAUUCGAAGUACGCAAUGAAAACAACGUCGGGACUUAAAACCCAAGAUUACGCGUACGGAUGGCAAAGUUGCAAACUCCUUGCCGAGGGUACUUUCAACCGAGGAUGUGAGGCCUACGCUGGUCUCAAGGGGAAUCUUUGUGCAGAUAAAACCGACCCUACGAAGGAUUGGGUGUGUGAUGCCGACUUUUCCGCACAAAAUGCAGAUACAUGGGCUGUGAUUGCGGCAGGCAUUUUCUUCAGCCACGAGACGGGGAGACAAAUCCCACUCUACCCGCCAACUCCUGUGUCUGCAAGAGCUGUUUCUGGGCUGUCCGCUAGAGAUGGGUGUGUACGGCACGAUGACAUUAUAUUUGACUCAGGAAGCGGAUUUGAGAUCAACGGCUUGGUUUCCUUUGGUGAUUCUUUCGCCGCGGGCAUGGGUACCGCCGAGACGACAAGGGACAAAUGCCGUGUUGGUGGAAAUAAUUAUGGUGAUCUGAUUCAUCGGCAUCUCGGAGACGAUACACUGUCUAUUGAGAAGAAGGUCUGCUCUGGUGACACAACAAUUGGCCUCCAACGUCAGAUCKGGGAAUGGACGGGUUCAUCCCCUGCAAACCUGGGCACAUUGACUAUGGGAGGAAAUGAUCUUGGUUUCUCGGACAUCGUUUGGUACUGCGUUAUAACUCCGCUUACGUGGAUACCCUCAUCGUGGAAUCGCGCCAAUUGCGAGGCUGCAAAGGAUAAAGCUCGCGCUUUGAUGAAUGACCAGGGAGAAAGUGGCCUGCAUUAUAAGCUCAAAACUCUCUACAAGAGUAUCCUGAACAAGGCAGAAGACCAUGACUUUGCUCUCAUUGUCACUGGUUACACUGGAUUCUUCAAUCAUGACACCACCGAUUGUGACCAGAGCACCUUCCAUUACUUGUGGGCUGGUUAUAAUCCUCCUAGUGAUGGGUUCGUGGAUCGGGUCGUUUACCUUACCACGUCGCUACGUACGGAACUGAACGGCCUGGUCGGUCAGCUCAACAACUUGAUUGAAGCUGCCGUUCAAGGUGCCAAUUCCGAGUUAGGAUCCACCAAUGUUCACUAUGUUGACGUCCAAUCGAACUUUGACAGCCACCGCUGGUGUGAGCAAGGGGUUCAUGAGCCCGACGCCAGCGCUCCAAACACCUACUUCUUUUUGAGCGGCUGGACCGAUUUUCCUCUAGACAACACUGCUGUCACAUCGUCCGAUUCUGCCGAUAUUGCCUCCCUUAUGCAGACCGGGGUCAACCUUCCAGAGGCGUCAACUUGCCAGCAAACAAUAGGCUCGGAUCCAGACCCGUAUGAAAAAUUCCUGUGUCUGGCUUCUAUUGCGAUCAACGAAGACCCGAAUGGACCAGUAGCUUGGUCGUACAACAAUGCGACCCAGGCCAUCAAAGAUGGGAAUGUGAACUCGCAGCAUGUCUCCGACUGGUAUCCUACUCGACAGAUCAAAACUUUCCACCCACGGAGUCCUGGAAUGGGACUUUACCGUGAUGCUAUUCUACAAAAGAUUGAUGCUAUAAUGGACACUUAA